AUGCAGGCUAAUAGGACUGAUCAACAGAGAAAAUAAAAUAAUUACGAUCGCUCUGGUAGUGGUGCAGGCACAAAUGCAUAGUAUUCAAAUAACCGAAGAGACCAGGACGAGGAAGAGGAUAAAUUUGAGAGUUGGAGGAAUACUAAGAAUGCCAACACCACAUCUGGUGUUAGACCGACAUCAACAACAUAAACGAGUGGUCAAAACACUGGAAGCGGUUCUGCCAAUAAUAACUCAAUCAAUCGUGAUUAACAACACUAUGGGACCAAAAAUGCUGGUGGAAAUGUAAAUAACUAUGCUUCAAGCUUUGAUGUCUUCUCUGGGAAAAAGGAGAAUGCCUUCCAAAGUGAUGACAGUAGCAGUGAAGAAGAGGAUUAUGGAGAUGAUCUAGAUGAUGACAACGUUGCAAUCAGAGGAGGAGACAGAUUAGAGUUGAAUAGUUAAAUUGAUAGCAGAUCUGAGAUUUCUGAAUCAGUAGGAAGUGUGGAUCAAGAAGUUGAGCCUUAUGAUUUCGAUAACUUGCCAGCUCAUGCUUGUGCAUAUUGUGGUAUUCAUGAUGUUUAGUGCGUAGUAAAAUGCUCAAUCAAAGACUGUGGAAGAUGGUUCUGCAACGGCAAAGGUAUAAAUGAGUAUGGAAGUCACAUUAUGCUUCAUCAGGUAAAAUCCAGACAUAAGGAAAUUGCUUUGCACCCAGACUCACCUUUGAAAGAUACAGUAAUAGAAUGCUAUAAUUGCUCUAGCAAGAAUAUAUUUUUACUGGGCUUUGUUUCAGCAAAAUAGGAAGCAGUCAUCAUUUUACUUUGUAGAGAGCCUUGCUUGAGUCAAUUUUCAGUAAAGGAUAGCAAAUGGGAUAUGGAGGGCUGGUAAGCCUUGAUUGAAAAUAAAGCUAUACUCAAUUGGUUAGUUUAGUUCCCAGCUGAGUAGGAAUUCAAGAGAUCAAGAAAAAUCACUGCCUAGUAAAUUAACAAAUUAGAAGAACUCUGGAAAGAAAAGCCCUCUGCUUAAGUAGGUGACUUAAGUGUCAUUCAGCAAGAAAAGCCAAUGCAACCUGUUUUAUUGAGAUAUAAAGACCCUAAAUAGUACAAGGAUAUAUUUGAGCCAUUGAUCAAACUCGAAGCUGAUUAUGACAAAAGCUUUAAAGAAUCACAAACCUAAAGAAAUAUCAGAGUCAGAUUUGACUAUGGACUCAACAAGAAGAAAUAAGCUUUCUUUAUAUUCCCUAACGAAGAUAAUAUUAGACUAGUGCCAGGAGAUGAAUUAAAGCUUUGCUAUGAAUAAGAUGGCUAAGUUAAAUGGUAGUCUAGAGGGCAUAUCGUUAGAAUAGUAAAUGAGGAAAUAUGUCUAGAGCUCAAAAACUCAAAAGGAUGUCCUAAUGAUUCAGAUAUUAGGUUUACUAUCGAGUUCAUUUGGAAAUCAACCUCCUUUGAUAGAAUGAAGCAAGCUUUGAAAAUCUUUAUGAAGGAUGAAACUUCUCUAUCCAAUUACAUCUUCUAUAAGCUACUAGGUUACAAUACCAAAGAUUAAUUCAUCAAGACUAAUAUACCCAAACAUUUAUCAGUGCCAGGCUUACCAGAAUUGAAUCACUUUCAAAUGAAUGCAGUUAAAAAGGCAUUAAUUACUCCUUUAUGUUUAAUUCAAGGUCCUCCAGGCACAGGAAAGACUGUAACUUCAACAACUCUAGUGACUCAUUUAGUAAAGUAAAAAAUGGGAAAGGUUCUGGUGUGCGCACCUUCAAACAUUGCAGUUGACUAAUUAACUGAUAAGAUUAAUAGUACUGGAAUUAAAGUAGUCAGAAUGUGUGCAAGAUCAAGAGAGUCUGUGAGCUCAAACGUUGAUUAUCUUUCACUUCAUGAGCAGAUCAAGUAUUUAUCACAUGGUCCGUUCAAGCAAAUGCAAGAGCUAAUACUAAAGAAAGAAGAGCAAAAUGAGUUGACUGAAAAAGAGGAAAGAUAGCUAAAGGAACUAAAGAGACAAGCUGAGGAUGAGAUACUUAAAAAUGCAGAAGUAAUAUGUACAACUUGUGUUGCAGCUUUUGAUAGAAGACUGAGAAGUUUCAAAUUCUCAUAAGUUCUGAUUGAUGAAGCAACAUAAGCUACUGAGCCAGAAACAUUGAUUCCUAUUCUUAGAGGAGCUAAGCAUGUAAUCCUGGUAGGAGAUCACUGCCAACUUGGUCCAGUCAUUAUGUGCAAGAAAGCAGCCAAGGCAGGAUUAAAUCAAAGUCUCUUUGAAAGACUAGUUUGUCUUGGAAUAAGACCAAUUAGACUCUAAGUACAGUAUCGUAUGCAUCCAGUUCUCAGUAGUUUCCCCUCGAUGACAUUCUACGAAGGAUCUUUGCAGAAUGGUAUCUCAAAAUAAGAUCGAGUCCUUGAGGAUUUCUAAUUCUAAUGGCCAGCUUCUGACAAGCCAAUGAUGUUCUAUCAUUCAAUAAGCAGUGAGGAAAUCUCAGCCUCAGGAACAUCUUUCCUUAAUAGAUAGGAAGCCUAUAACGUUGAGUCUCUAGUCACAAAUUUCCUGAAAUUCGGCUUAACUCCUGAGUAGAUUGGAAUCAUUACUCCAUAUGAAGGGUAGAAAGCAUUUAUCACAAGCUAUAUGCAGAGAUCUGGCUAAUUAGACUCUAGCUUGUAUAAGGAAAUUGAGGUAGCAUCAGUUGAUAGUUUCUAAGGCAGAGAGAAGGACUUUAUUUUACUAUCUUGCGUUAGAAGUAACGAAGCUUCUGGCAUUGGUUUCUUGAAUGAUCCAAGAAGACUAAAUGUAGCUCUUACCAGAGCUAAAUAUGGUUUAGUGAUAUUUGGUAAUGCCAAGGUACUGUCAAAGCAUGACCUUUGGAAUAAUUUACUAAACGAAUUCAAAAACUAAGGAUGCCUUGUCGAAGGUCCAACCAUAUUGAACUUAAAACCAUGCGUGAUUGUUCUGAGAAGACCAGUUAAGUACAACCCAGAUAAAAGAGACUUCGUAUUAACAGAGACGGCUCUGAAUAACUUUGAAAAAUCUCAAAUGAGCUAAAUAGGAAUGUCAACUCCUUCAAGUAUUAGAGAUGAAUUUGACACCAGAAGUGAAAUGAGCAAAACAGAGAGUUAGAUAUCAUAUGGAAACAGAGUCAGUUAGUUCGGUUUCACCGACAUGUUUGGUUUGAGCAAAUCUCAACAACCCGCAUCAUAGCUAAGUAACUAGCAACAACACCACCACUCAUCAUCCAGCUAAAUUAACACUUAAAAAUCUUACAAGUAAAACGACAAAAAGACCUAGGAUGGAAAGGGCUCGAAGCAGCAGACGGAAUCAAUGAGUUCCAAACAAGGUCAGAUGCUGAAGUCAGGCAAUGACAAUGACUUCAAGAACGACAAGUUCUUAAGCAGCAUCGGAGGAGGAAACUAGUGA
Molecule: messenger RNA, 3375 nt
Organism: Stylonychia lemnae
Lineage: Eukaryota; Ciliophora; Spirotrichea; Sporadotrichida; Oxytrichidae
Source: the annotation of a GenBank genome assembly